AUGACCAAAUUGAUUUCAAUCGUCGGAGCUACCGCCUUCAGGGCGGCAGCGUUCUUAAGGCACUCUAUGCCACCGGCAAAUAUUGAGCUGGUAAAGGCUGACGCCGACGAUACCGCUCCAUUGCGCCAAGCAUUCCGGGGCGCAGACAUUGUUUUUGGUAUGACGCAGGCCAAUAUGAUGGCCAAGGAGCAAGACCCCACUCGCAACGAAGAGUACGAGCACGGUAAGGCCAUCAUCGAUUCUGUUAUUUCCGAGGGCGUUAAUUCUCUGGUUUUCAGCACUCUCGACUCUAUGAAUACAGACUCUGGCGGCAAGUACCCAGGCGUUAAGCAUUUUGAGAGCAAGUACAAGGCUGGACCACCCGAGGAGAACCUUAGCAAGGUCAGGGAGGUCAGCGGCGGCUACUACGAGGCUCAGGAAAUUGUCAGUGCUUUAACUGAGGCUACUGGAAUUCCGGCCCGCUACGUUCAGCUGCCAUACGAGUAUCUCGGUGUGGAGGAGGCAGUUCAGAUGUUCAAGGGUAUUGACGCCUUUGGGUCCUUCAAUGGCAGAGCUGAGUUAUUGAGCGCAACAAGCUUAUUGACUACAAGUUCACCACCCCUGUCGAAUUCUGGAAGAACCGCGGAUGGACCGGUCCCGCCAAGUAGACAAAAGUUGAACUAG
Kickxella alabastrina is the source of this 663-nucleotide messenger RNA. RefSeq lists its product as uncharacterized. The transcript is spliced from 3 exons. NCBI's taxonomy places the organism in Eukaryota, Fungi, Kickxellomycota, Kickxellomycetes, Kickxellales, Kickxellaceae. The coding region runs from base 1 to 663 and encodes 220 amino acids. The record is from RefSeq and is a predicted model, not a curated record.